This is a messenger RNA of Lepisosteus oculatus (spotted gar), 4269 nucleotides long. RefSeq names its product cytosolic carboxypeptidase 4. The record is from RefSeq and is a predicted model, not a curated record. Gene Ontology annotation, biological process: protein side chain deglutamylation; proteolysis. Gene Ontology annotation, molecular function: metallocarboxypeptidase activity; zinc ion binding. NCBI's taxonomy places the organism in Eukaryota, Metazoa, Chordata, Actinopteri, Semionotiformes, Lepisosteidae.
GAUUUAUCUCUGGAGAUAGGGUUUCAGACUGUAAGAUAACCCCCCACCACAUACACACAGCGCCGGCACUGCCCCUCCUUCCUUUUAAACUAGCCCUCGAGUGUGGAGCUGUGCUUUUGGGUGCCGGACAGAAAGGAGAGCCUUGUGAUUCCCUCUGUUUCCUGCUUUCAGACAGAGUGCGGCCCAGCAUGGCUGGGGCAGGGGGCAGUGGAUUGGAGGUCCUGCUGUCCACACUGCAGCAGAAUCCCAGUGACACUGAAGGCACUCUCACUAUUCUUAAUGUUUUGGAUGAGCUGCUUUCUGCUGGGACUGAUCGCAGGAUCCACUACAUGAUCUCCAAAGGUGGAAGUGAAGCUCUCCUCCAGACCCUGGUGAACACUGCCAAAGCCCUCUCUCCCAACUAUACUGUCCUAUUGCCCCUGCUGCACCUUCUGGCCAAGGUUGGACAUAGAGACAAAAAGAUUGGCCAAAAAGCAGAGAAGGUAGAAGCUGUUCUCUUGGUCCUGAAUUUGCUGAGGCUGAACAUACAUUAUCCGAAGAGGGCUGCAGCUUGCCUAUGGGUGCUCAGAGUCUUCUGUUCCUGUGUUUCAGCAGCUGCUCUGCUUGGCAAAAACAGGGCCCUGGAUGUGGUGUUUAAACUCAUAACUCCUCACUCCAAGAAGCACACACGUAUGAUCAAGGCAGCAAUAGAUGCACUCGCAGCACUGUUAAAUUCAAAGUCCAACGUCCGCUGCACUGUGGGCAGGGGCUACAUCUCUGCCCUGCUGAAGCUGUACGAAGACUGGCACCUGAAGGACACGGACAACAGGCGUGUGCCCAUCCGUCGGGCCCUUCUACACUGCCUGCACCACGCCACCAGCCUCCCCAUGGGCAGGAGCGCCCUGAUGGAGCAGGGGGGCAUGCGCCUCCUCUUCCACACCACGCAGGCCUGCCUGGCAAAUCAGGCUCUGGAAUCGUUGGUGAUGUCCGCUACCCAGCUGAUGAGGAAGUGCUACCCCAAAUGCCCCUUUCCGCUCUCUUCUGACCAGAGUGUCUACAGCUUUCCCCUGCCUGGCAGUCCUCCCUCAGGUGCUGACAAUGCACCAUGCCCACAGGAUGGUGACGUGGAAGAGGAAAGUGAUGAAGAGAAAAAUGAUGAACUGGAGAGUAAGGAAGAAGAUGACGACUUGGAGACAGAUUUGACGCUGUUGCGCAUGAAGCCGGAGCCAGAUCGCACCCUGGAACAGCUGGGACAGUAUGUCAGACUGUGUCCAGAGCUGCACCAUGACUUCAAGGAUCUCGACUCAGACUCAGAGGCUGAGGACAGUUCGGAUGAGGAUGGUUUACUCGAUAUGGAAUUUGACCCUCGUCACCAAGACUGCACUGGCGACAGAUUAGCAGAAAGGAGGCUGAGAUGCAGUGAGGCUCUGAGGACACCUGAAGGCGCCUAUGAUACCCCCAGAAAACAAGGAGAUCUCCAAGAACAAAAUAAAGCCUCCAGCCCAGAGGGAGGCAGUGGAAAAGGAGUGGCCCAGCUGAACGCCCUGGACGUCCACAGGCAGUACCUCAGCAAUGGAGCAGACAGGCAGGAGGGCCGCAGCCUGGUCGACACACUCCUGGAGAGGCAUGGAGCCACCAUUUUCCACCACGAUCCUCGGCUCUAUGCCACCACUGCUGUCAACACCAAGUCCAUCGCCAGAUACUCCGUUCUGGCCUUCCCAGACUUCUGGGGCCACCUGCCACCACCCUACAGGCAGCCAUGUGCGGAACGGAAGGAAGGAGUUCAGAGAAAGAAAGUGUUUGAAGAUAUCCAGCGCCUGCUGUGCCCUGAGGAUAUCAUCAAUAAGGUGGUUUUUGAUGUGGAAUCUGACAGCUUGCAGAGCCCUGCAGAUGAUCCUGACUCCCUCCGGUUCUACUCCCAGUUCGAGUCGGGAAACCUGCGGAAAGCAGUUCAAGUCCGCAGGUGUGAGUAUGACCUGAUUCUGAACUCAGACGUCAACAGCUCCAGCCAUCACCAGUGGUUUUACUUUGAAGUCAGUGGAAUGAAGGCUGGACUGCCCUACCGAUUCAAUAUCGUCAACUGUGAGAAAGUCAACAGUCAGUUUAAUUACGGAAUGCAGCCUGUCCUGUACUCUGUGCGAGAAGCCCUGGAGGGCCGGCCUCACUGGGUGCGAACGGGCAGUGAGAUCUGCUAUUACCGAAACCAUUCCUGUCAAUGCACUCCACCAGCCCGAGGUCAGAAAAGUCACCCUUACUACACCUUGACCUUCACUGUGACCUUUCAGCAUGAAGAUGACGUGUGCUAUCUGGCUUACCACUACCCAUACACCUACACUGCUCUUCAGACCCACCUGCAGCUCCUGCAGCAGUCGGUGGACCCCAGCAAGGUGUUCUUCCAGCAGCAGACCCUGUGCGCCACCCUGGCUGGGAACCCAUGUCCUCUCGUCACCAUCACGGCCUGCCCAGCGGUGCGCAGCUGGAAGCACCUGCACCAGCUCCGUAAUCGCCCCUGCAUAGUGCUGACAGCUCGGGUCCACCCGGGAGAGAGCAACGCCAGCUGGGUGAUGAAGGGCACUCUGGAGUUCCUGUGCAGCACAGACCCUGUGGCAGAGAGCCUGCGCGAGACUUACAUCUUCAAGAUCAUCCCUAUGCUCAACCCUGAUGGGGUCAUCAAUGGAAUGCACCGCUGUUCCCUGAGUGGAGAGGACCUGAACAGGCAGUGGCUGAAGCCAGACCCGACUCUCAGCCCUACAAUAUACCACACCAAAGGCUUCCUCUACUACCUCAACAGCAUUGGGAGAGCCCCACUGGUAUUCUGUGACUAUCACGGCCACUCAAGGAAGAAGAACGUCUUCCUGUAUGGCUGCAGUGUGAAGGAGACCCUCUGGGAGUCUGGUGUGCCUCUCCAUGCCUUGAUUUUUAAGGAGGAUCCUGGAUACCGGACUCUUCCUAAAGUCCUGGACAGAAUUGCUCCGGCCUUCUCAUUCAACAGCUGCAACUUCCUGGUGGAGAAGUCGCGCGGGUCCACAGCUCGGGUGGUUGUGUGGAGAGAGAUGGGGGUCCAGAGGAGCUACACCAUGGAGAGCACCUACAACAGCUGUAACCAGGGAGUCUACAAGGGUCUGCAGCUUGGUACCCGGGAGCUGGAGGAGAUGGGGGCAAAGUUCUGCCAGAGUCUGCUGUCUCUGAAAGGGAACACUCUGCUCUACAGCAAGAAGCUCAUUAAACACGCUUCUGCGCUUCUCAACCUGGACGACAACAUCCUAGAUCACAAGUCCCACAGCUCAUUUGAAGAUGAUGAGCCUCCUUGUGUGGAGGAGAUCGAGUAUCAGAGUGACGGGUGUGGAGAGCACAGUGGGGAUGAGCUGGAUGACGAGGUCAACGGGAACACGGAAAGCUCCGAUGAGGAAGAUGAGGAGCAUGGAAGCGGCCGCUUUGCCACCAUCAGAAAUGGCCUGCUGUCCUGUGACAGGAAGCCCUGCCCAUUCCCGAAGUUGCCACAACCACCCGCUCUAGAAACGCUUAACACGAAUAGGAAUGCCCACGGCAGUGUUAACAUUUCCAGCAACAAGUACUUGAGUUAAAGGUUUACAUCUGUAUAGUUCAGGUCUGCCAUUUAAUGUGCAAUACUAUACAUACACAAGGCCUGGCUUCAGUCUUCAAUAGUUUAGCACCUAGAGUAGCUAUGAAACACAUAUAUUUAGUACAUAUUGCCAAUUUUGAAUGUAAAACAUCCUACUAUAUGUCCUUCCUUGAGCUCUCUUUAUUGUACAAAGUGUUUAUUUUUUAAGCAGGCAGUAUAAAAUUGCUAGUUUUGGGUGCCUUUUUUAUAUUAAUAUAGAUAUACAUAAUUAAAAAUAUUGAAACAUAUGCAUGGACAAUACAAUAAAAGGGAAGCCACUUUAAAAGGGAAAUUUAUUCUAAAAGAAGAAUCUGACACAAAUCACAAUAAACCGCUGUCCCCAUCAUACGAGGUCAUGGUGUAAUAAUUACACAGUAAAACAUCUCUGUGUAAUGCCACAAUACCAGUCUCAAAAAUCAUUCCUCUCAGUGUAGAAAAGAUGUUGUUUUUCAGGACAGAGAAGUGCUCACUUGGCUUAUUCUGACACCCACUGCAGAGGCUGUCAACUACAGAUGCUGCCACUCAAGAAGGCGUGUCAUUUCUUAGAAACAUGGCACCUGUAACACAGCGUGGCACAGUACAUUAUAUGAUUUACUGGCCAAAGACGAUCAAUAGGUGGCACUUGUGGUGCAUUAGAAGUUAGUAAAAUGGUUGCUUCAUUUAAUCUG